Molecule: messenger RNA, 9275 nt
Organism: Gryllus bimaculatus (two-spotted cricket)
Lineage: Eukaryota; Metazoa; Arthropoda; Insecta; Orthoptera; Gryllidae
Source: the annotation of a GenBank genome assembly
GUAGGUUCAUGUUGCCCUAAAACAUUUUAGAGAUGUUGUCAGCAAGAACAAAUUAGAAAUGCUGCCUGGAAAUGGGACUGUAGUUCUGGAUACUGUUACUACUAUCCAUGGUGUGCUGAAGAUGUAUGUCUUAAAUGAGCAAAGUUCAACUCUAUUGUCGGCCACAAAUCAAGUUUACCAAAGUCUUGCCAAGUUAAUCAAGUUAUGUGAUGAUGUGUUGCUGCAUGGAGACAAAGCUCUUGCCCGAGAAAAUGUCUCAGAAGUUGUUCAAGUUGUUGAAGAGGCUGUGCAAAAUCUGGUCACCCUAGCUCAAGAUCAAAUUGCCAAUCGAGAAACAACAAUAAAAUCCACUGCCAAUCACGUGAAUCAUUAUCACCCUCCUAACUCUGAUCACCGUUCCUCAGCCUAUGCUCUUGAUCUGCCUCACCGCAAUUCUUUACCUGACAUUCCUUUAACUCCUCGUGAAAGACAGAUUUUGGAGCAGACCUCCUCAUCCAUGUUAGAGAGGCCAGGUCAGAACGCCAUUCCACACUCGCAAAGCUCAGAGUCAAUUUUAAAUGAUCUGAGUCCUCCACCGAAACCUCCACUACCUGGAAGGAUGUUCACGACAGACACUGGAGAUGCUCCUACUGGAGAGCCUCCUCCUUUGCCUCCAAAAAGACGUAACAGAUCUCAGCAAUCACACCAGAGUCAGUCUGCCUCUCAGCAACAUAUUGCAGAUAUAGACAACUCAGCUCAUGAUGACAGUGCUGCAAAUUCUAGUUUAACCGAUACAUUAAACAGUAGCAGUAACACUGGCUUAGCGGCCAGUUUCGAUCGGAUAAGUUUGCGUAGCAAAUCUCCUGAAGAUACUUCUUCAUGUCUUAGUGCAUCAGCGGGAAGUUUGGAUUCUGUUUUGAAUCAUUCUCGAGAAGAAGAGGAAAUUCAAGUUCUCAUGGAUACUUCUGAAGACACUGUCCUUGCUAGGUCAGCAAUUAUGCUGAAUGGAAGUUCUUGUAAUUGUUGGGACAGUUCUUCAAGCAAUGCUUCUAUAGAACAAACUCAAGUUUUAGCUGCACCAGAAAAACCUCCUCUUUCACUGCUGGAUCCUACUAGAAAAUCACCUCUAUAUAAUACUGAACUGACUCCUAUACCUCCUGGAACUACUAUUGGAUUUGACUCUACAAUUGGAAAACUAGAUCAUCUUUCCUCAUCUCAAGCAGAAUCUGGUUUUGCAUCUAUGCAUUCUUUGCGAAGUUCAAGUCAGAGCUAUACAGCUUCUUCUGUUUCAUCUCAGCAGUUCAGUUCAUCUGUAUCAAGAUCUUCUCAACAAAGUAGUGUGUCCUUCAGCAGCUCAGAAGCAUCAUGUAGCAAGACUUGGCAGGUUCAAAAAACCAGUUCAACUUCUGAAACUACUAACUUUAGCUCCUCAUCUCUGACUACCACACAACAUCUCACUUCCUCUGAUACCAUUUCUACCUCAAUAGUGCACCGUAGUGAAUCUACAAUGGCAGCCUCUAGUUUAGUAACCAUUGGUUCAGACUCUAUCACUAGUGUUGGUUCAGGUGAAGAUGCAUUGUCCCUUCUGGAUAAGGAGAUGCCAAGUUUAUCUCCGGUUCAUGAUUCCACCUCAGAAAGUCCUCCCAUGUUACCCCAAAAGACACGCUCAAAGAGAAGAAAAGACAGACAGGUAUCACAAUACGACAACGUGCCAAUGGACGAAACUGAUCUAGCUGCUGGCAGCCAUCAAGAACAACGUACAAUUGUCAGUUGCAGUACCCAUCAAGCUGUGCAGCAAACAACUUGUCGCAGUCCAGACAACAAACCACCACCUUUACCUCUAAAGAAGAAGCACAUGUUCCAGUCUGUGGCAUAUUCUGUUAUGGCGUACAUGGAGAUGUUUGGUAACUGUUCACAUGCUAAUACCAACGAGUUUCUACGGCAUUCUGUUCACACCUACAACCUUUUACAAGCAGAAUGGCAACAGCAAGAAAUGUCCUUGACCUCAACUCAGUCAUGCUCUUUCUCAGUGAUGUCUUCUCACAGUAGUCAAAUGUUUCCUCCGCCUCCUCCUACUAGUACUACUACUACUACAAGUACUGCCACUUCUUCAUUUCCUCGUGUGGACAAUGUUGAAACAUCUCCAUCUCCUAAUAAGGAACCUAUUGGUCUACCUCCUGCGCUUCCCCCCAAACGAAGCCGCACUGCGAGUGUCAGGUCUGCCACAAGUCCACCACCAAUGUCACCUCCUCCAACUGUUUCUAUUCAAGACAUAUCAGCUAAAGAAGAGUCUCGACCUAUUAGCUCUGGUGAUGAGGAAAAGAAACAUCCAGUGACCAGGCAAGAGUCAAAAACUAUUUCUUUACCAUCAGAGGCAAAUUCAGUCACAGUAUCAAAGAAAACUGAAAUUGUUCCAUCUCAACCAGAAGUUAAUCCUCUAGAAGAACUGGAAAUUGCUUCUUAUUUGGUUAUGAAAAAAACAGAUGAAGAAGGACCUGAUGUUCGUGGUGGUCAUCCAGAUGCUCUUAUUAUUCAUGCAACCAAGGCAAAUAAAAAUGACUUUAUGUACCAAGAAGCAUUCCUGACCACAUAUAGAACAUUCCUAUCACCAAUUGAACUUAUUCGAAAGCUUUGCCAUCGACACCAGAGGUUCAGUUGCUCUUCUGAUUUAGGCAAGCAGCGGGCAGCUCGUGAGGCCUUUUCACUUCUAGUCAGAGUCGUCAGUGACCUCACGAUGUCAGAUUUAGAUGAUGUAGUUCUGCAGACCUUGAUGGAAUUUGUGUACCAGUUACUCUGCAGUGGUGACCUUACCAUGGCAAAAGCAUUAAGAGUCAAGAUUCUUGAAAAAUAUAAUGCAAAGAAGCUUAAUAAUACUCCAAAUGCUCUUCUCUCAUCCCUCAAUAUUUAUACCAGGCAAGCAUCAUUGUUAGAUUUCAAAUCAGAACAAAUUGCUGAGCAAAUGACACUCUUGGAUGCAGAUCUUUUUAUGAAAAUAGAAAUUCCAGAGGUUCUCAUUUGGGCUCAAGAACAGAAUGAAGAACGCAGUCCAAAUUUGACUCGUUUUACUGAACAUUUUAAUAAAAUGUCUUACUGGGCUCGUUCACGUAUUUUGGAACAGAAUGAAGCAAAAGAUCGUGAGCGAUAUGUUGUGAAAUUUAUCAAAAUAAUGAAACAUCUAAGAAAAAUCAACAAUUUCAAUUCUUAUCUGGCGUUGCUCUCAGCUCUUGAUUCAGCCCCUAUUCGCAGAUUAGAAUGGCAAAAGCAUAUCACAGAAGGUCUGAAAGAAUAUUGUGCUCUAAUAGACAGUUCUUCAAGCUUCCGAGCAUAUCGACAAGCCUUAGCCGAAACCCAACCCCCAUGUAUUCCUUACAUUGGUCUUGUGCUUCAAGAUCUAACAUUUGUUCAUAUCGGUAACAACGAUCUUUUAUUGGAUGGAUCCAUUAAUUUUUCAAAGAGAUGGCAGCAAUUCAACAUUGUUGAAAAUAUGAAAAGAUUUAAAAAAGGAGCCUACCCAUACAAGAAACAUGAACGAAUAAUUGCAUUUUUUAACAAUUUUGAUGAAUUCCUGAGUGAAGAGGCAAUGUGGCAGAUAUCAGAAAAUAUCAAACCAAGAGGAGGCAAGAAACCCCAAUGAAGAACUCGAAUUUGGGUUCAAUCUUCAUGUAAAGUUUUUCUCUGCCCAAGUUUUUCGAGGACUUUUUUACCUCCAUUGUUGUGAUGUUUGAUUUCGUAUUUGUUUAUUUCUUAAUCUUCUUUGAUGGAAUGCAAUUUGAGGUAAGAGACAGAUUUUCUGUUAAUAUUGCUGUUAAUGUUUAUCUAUCACUGAAGAUGAAGUCAUUACUCUUAUUCCUUAACAAGUUCCUUUUUUCAAGAAACUGAGAAAAGUCAGUCAAGCAUAUUUCCUAGAUGUUUGGCUACUACAUAUCUUGUAAAAACCUUUCAAAAACCUGUUUUUAAAGAUGUUUUUGUAUUUUAGUCACUGAUUCUGUGAUGUACCAUUCAUUUGGAAUCAGGCACUUAAAGACCUCAUGAAACUCAAAACUGAAAUUAUCAUAAGAAGGUGCAAGUUCACAUGUAACCAAAACUACUUGCAUCAAUUUUCAUGUACUUGCUCUCUUUUAUGCAAGUGCUGUGUCAUUUUUUGGAAAAGAAAUAAUGUGUGUACUCUUGAAUCUCAUUUAAUUUGUGUUUCUGUUUGGCAUUUUGGGUGUAAAAGGUGAUGGAUCAUGAGCAACAAAGAAACUGUUAUGUUACAUAUUUGUUUUAACUUUCAAACACAUUCACUAAUAAUUUUCUCAAAGAGAAUACAGGCAAAAUAUUUCUAAAGGAUUAGAUGCAAAAUAUUUUCAAAUGCUUCUUCUGUUUUUGCUCAGUUAACAACAUUUACACCAAAGUAUUUUAUGACAAGAAAUUUGUUAACCUAAUUGAAAUGAUCAUAGACUAAACAUGGGAAAUUUUGACACUACAAUCGAAGCCAUAUUUCUAAAUAACAAUGGCAAUGGUAAAUUCAAAAGCAUUUAAAAGUAUUGAAUUCAUGUCACUGUAUAGUGAAGAUCCAUUAUAAAAUUGUAUAUUAUUCGCUGUGACAUUUGUUUUGCAUCACAAAUUAUAUAAAUGAUUGAGAAUGACACAGCAUGUUGUGCAUAAUAAGUUGUGAUGGAGAUGUUUCUCUAUUAUUGAAAGGAGUGAUAACAAUGAUGGACUAUCCCGUGGGAUUUCAAGUAUCAAAUACGAGCUGUGCCCUAUGGAGCACAAUUUUUUUAAAAAUAUUUUUGUGCUAUGUGAUGAUGACCCUUUGUGUCAGAACGCAGAAAGUAAUUCAAUGUUGAACACAAGAUUUAUUUUUGUGGAAUAGGCCGCUAUUGCACUGAUCUUUCAAGUUUUAUUUAUUGGUAUAUUAAAAUAAUUCAUUUUAUUUUCUUAGACAUAUGUGCCAUAUUGUGCCAUGCUUUAAUAUUAUAGGGUGCUUGUUCUUUAUAAAAGGUUGUGAUGGAAUAUUCAUGGAUUUUUGGUGGCACAUGAAGAACAAGGGAUUCAGUAUCUGAUCACAAAUAUUUUAUGAUUAUUAAUUAUUAAUGAUUAUAAAAAGAUUUUAUUAUUACCAUUUAAAGUAAGAGAAAUUUACAGGCUUAAUUAUCAAACAGUUAAGUAUCAUUCCACCAUUUUCUCUUUCUCUUGUACAUUUUCUUUGGGUUUUUGAUUGCAAGAUGUGUCUCAAAACCCAAUAAUGUAAUUUAAGGCCUAAUUACAUGAUGACAUUAGAUUGUGUUUGUACGUUAUGUGGACACCUGAAUAGAAAGUGCUAUUUUGAUAUUGUGGAAAAUGAAUUCCUUUUUUGUGUACAUGCUGUAUAUUGAAUCAGUAUUGCUAUAUUAAACUCACAGGUCAUGAUAAACAUUAAUCAUUUAAGAUAGUAAAUAUUUUUUAUAAGUAAGUAUAUGAAAAAGCACUACUUUUUUUAAAUUUUUUGCCAUUAUGCACAAUGAAUUCGUGCAACGAAUAUUUCCUAUCUGUGGAGCACAUUAUUUUAUUGAGAACAUUCUUAAUAUAUUCAACAAAGAGUUCUCUGUGAAGUCAUACAACGCAAUUCUCUACUUUGUAAGAGAAACAAUAAUACAUCAAAAUUUUAUUACUUUUAUUGUCAUAGUAGAUUUUUUGCCUCAUUAUAAUUGCUUAAUUUGUUAUGAAAGUUACAAGUGUUUAUAAAUAUUAUAUUUUACAAAAAGUUUUUCCUUCCAUUUCUUUACUGCAGCUUUUAUUUCAUUUUGUAUAUACAUUUAUUUCGGAUUAAAACUCACAAUAACUGCAUUGUAUUUGUGACGUUGCCAUUUAUUUGUAAAUAGAUGUUUUUUAUGUUUAAUUUUAAGGUGAGAAAGUGAUGCUAAUUAAAUUUGAUGCCCAUCAAAUAAUAUACAGUUGUAUAUAUAAAUCUGUGAGGUGUAUCAAAUUCUGUGUAUGUUGUUAAAAACUGUUUAACUGUUUUAUGGGAAAUGAAGGAAGAUUGCAAUAAUUUGAAUAUAUAUUAUAUGAUAUAUAUCAUAUAUACAUAAGAAUGCUGUGUGCCAUAGAAAAACAGAAAGAAUUCUAAUGCAAAUUCAUUCUUGUGAAUGGUCUCUUUUUGACCAUCAGUAUCUUCUCUGGUUUUAUCAGAGGUAAUAAAGAGAUCUUGUCUGUCAGUUGAAAUUGUCUACAAGCAUAUCAUGAAACUAGUGAUACAAUGUCAGCUUAUCGUGUUGUGAUUGUGUGGAAUGAGACCAACAAUUAAACUAUUGCUUGCAUUGUUCUAUAUUGGAAACAAUUUUAUUACAAUGUACAAAUCUUUGCCGUGUAUUGUAUGUAUAUGUCUUAUUUUUAAGUGUAUGUAUUUCAUUUAUUGUAAAAAAUCUUCAUAUGUGUCAUAUCACUUCAAAGAAGCCUCCAAGCAUUGUAACAUUUUUCUGUGCUGGUAACCAUAGAGUCUAAGCACAUUUAACUAAACCCUACUAAGACAUUUUCAAAAAAAGAAAAAAAAAGAAUAUUUUGUUGAGAUAAAGACUGUUCAGUUUCUGUUUCCUAAAUAAAAAUGACUUUCCUCUUGAAAUAAAUGUAUUACAAAAAUAUUUUUCAAUUUCUGUGGGCCAUAAUAGUGUGUAUGAAACAACUGUACUUUUAUGGAAUCAUGCAGCUUGCCAAUUGUAGUGUAUAAUUUUUAAGUAAUUAGCAGUUUAUUAGUCAUUUUCUGCAACUUCAGCUACUGAGAAUGUCUUUAUGUGGGUUUUGUUAUGUAUGUUUAUCAUUUGUAGGAUGUAUUAUUUCAUCUAUUAUUAAAUACGUUGUAGAAUUUCUUAAUAUUCAUGAAGGUGUGCGAGUGACCUCAUGUUUGCAUUUGAGAGAGCUUCUGUUGAAACAAUGUGGAUGAAAGUUUCACUUGUUAAGUUAAAUCUAAGCACCAAAACCCAGCUGUGAAAGUUGUGCAUGAAAGUCUUUCUGAGCCGUUUAACUUUAGGAUCAAAAUAAUUAAUGUAAUUGUUCUUGAAUGUAGGAUGAAUGACCAACAUGAAAAUUGUUAAAAAAUAAUUUCAUAAAGAAAUGAUGCUUUUUCAUAUCAUUAGAAACUGAAAAUAUUGGUUUCCUCAAAGAGCUGGAUGAAAAAUCUGUUUUCUGUUUUAUUAUAUAUUUUGCAUAAAGCAUGGUUGUUUUCAUUUUGAGUUUCCAUUAGUGUAAGGCAUGGGUGAUUUUGGCAUGGUUGGUAUCAAAAUUGGAAAGGGUAAUGAAAUCAUGUAUGUUGAUGCUGUUCCUAAGACAAAUGAUAAAAAGAUACUUUUGCAAAAUAACAAUAAUUCACAGUGUUGUCAGUUUAUCCAUUUUCUUGUCCAGCUCUUGAGUUUUUAUUCAACUUAUUUUUAAGAAAUAUUUGUGAAUUAUUUGAAUAGUCAGAUUUAUAAGAACUGUCUUAGGUGGGCAAACCUUUAGAGAAAUUUCUCUAUAUCUAUCCCUUCAAAUAGGUAUUCUUUACAUUUACGUUAUUACAAUGGACUCUUUUUAAUUAAAUCUCUGAGGGAUAUUAAAGCAAAUUCAAUGAAAACAAAACAUUCUGUAAUAAAUGCAAUUUAAAUAAAUUGAUUUUACCGAAUUAAUUAUUAAAACUAGCAGGUGCUUACUCAAUAGUAUUAUGAUAUGUUACUGCUAUCUGAGAUGAUAGGACUUCUCCUCAGUCCAAAAAAGGAUAAAAGGAAAAUUUAAAAGCAAUAAACCUUUAAAAUUUCUUGCAUAGGAAUUUCUGACACAAAUUCAUGAAUACAUAUCUGGAUAAAUUUCAUUAAAAGGGUUUUGUGAUUUGUUUCCCCAGCUGUUGUUUUUCCGUUGAUGGUUUAAACCAAUUAUUAUUAUCUAUUUUUUUUUCCUCCUCCAAACAAAGUUUUAUUUAUUAUUUUUUUUUUAAAUUUAAUUUGUAAAAUCUAGUUAUUGUAUUGUUUGAGAGUAACCUUUAAAAAUCGUAAUAAACAAUGUUUAACAUUUGUUUAAACAGGAGAGGAAAAUGUUACUCCAAAUUAUCCCAUACAAUAAAUUUUAUUUAUACACAACAAAUUAAAUAGAGUCCAAGUAUUUGAAACAUAUUUGGAGAUUGAUGUAUAAUUGUGAUUAUAUUUAUUUUUGUUUUGUUAGUGAUGUACAGUGAACACAUAUGAUGUUAGUUAUGUAAUGGAGAAAAGAUAAUGACAGUUGUGGGUAAGAUACAAUGUUACAUCACAUGCUUACAUUUAGGGGAUAGUUAAGUUCAUUUAAUUAAUUUCCAUUUUGCCAUGAGAUAUUUCUUUUUAUUCUUCUUUUUUUUCUCUCCAGUUCCAUAAAGUUUUGUAGAAAAUUAUUGUAAGGAUUGUGCUUGUGUACUUUUAGAAUAUAUCUCUCUGUGUGAAAACCUAUCUCGUUUGGAGAUAUUUUACUUUCAUUUUUAAAUGUAAUAUUUUAUAGGAUUUUGCUAGAGAACACAUUGUGACAAAUGUUUUCUCUUAAGUUACAAUCCUAAUCAAAUGUUGAAAUAAAAUUUUUGUGUGUACAGCUAAAGCUUUGAAAAUAAUUCAUACUUAGUAAUGUAGAUAUACAUAUCUGUAUAUUGAUUUCAGCUUGUUCGUAUAUGUGUGAAAGUUACCUCUGGGUAACUAAGUGAAAUCUGUGGCAGCUGUUUGAAAGUGUGUGUUGUUUUGUGGUCUAAUUCAUACAUUACAUUGAUGUGCAAGAGAGAAAUGUAUAUUACUGGGCCUACUUGGAAUGAAGAUGUUCCUUGCGAUUAUGAGAAUAGAUUUUUGAAUGUUGUGGUGUGUUUUCUUUAGUAGUUUAAUUUCAGAUUCAUAUAUUUCUGAGAAUACAUGUGUGUGGUACAGAUAGAAAAAGUACAUCUCAAUACUACUUUUUAAGUAUUAUAAUUCCAAAAAUACUUGUAUUAAUUAUUUUGGCCCUCAGUGUCUUGAGUGUAGCUGAGCAAGUCAUUUCAGUUUUGUCACAAAUUGUAAAUUUAUAUUUUGAUAAUUUAUUAAAGCCAAUAUAAUUUGUAUUUACAAUAUUCUUUCAAACAUCUAUGUAUAUUUAUGAGAAACAUUUAUUUAAUUGAAUGAAUAGUAUACAUCAUAAUUUGUGUCCUUUUACAGACUGUAUCUUGUUUGAUAGUUUUAAUUUUAUGCUGUACAAUACUGUAAAAUAUAUUUUUAUAAUUGUCUUAUUGUUGUGUAAUUAUAAUUUUGUUAUGAAGCUGUCUUUUGUAAUGAGUGGAAAGUGAGAAAUGAGUAAAAUCAAAAAUAUAGAUUGAUUUAAAAAAAAAA